UUUUCUUUCUCUUCACAAAUCCUUAACGAACCCAAAGCCCCUUCAACCUAGCAGCUAAUCUUCACACCCCUGGCUCACAUUAGCCUCCUCCGAUCACGCUCCGCUUCACUCCCUGCGCACGUUAGUCUCGUUAGAGUCUUCUCAUCAAUGGCGUACCCAUCUUCGGUCCAAUCGGGCAGGGUUAGGGUUCUGAAGGAAGGAUCAAGACCGUCGGAUCGAGAGAUGGGACCUGUGGUGUACUGGAUGUUCAGAGAUCAACGGUUGAGAGACAACUGGGCACUGAUCCACGCUGUUGAUCAAGCGAACAAGGCCAGUGUCCCUGUAGCUGUGGGUUUUAAUCUGUUUGAUGAGUUUUUGGGUGCAAAGGCGAGACAAUUAGGGUUCAUGUUGAGAGGUCUUCAACAACUUCAUCGCGAUAUUCAAGACACUCUUCAUAUUCCAUUCUUUCUUUUUCAGGGAGAAGCUAUAGAGACAAUUCCCACUUUUCUUGAAGAAUGUGGUGCUUCACUUCUGGUCACGGACUUCUCACCAUUACGGGAAGUUCAAAGUUGGAAAGAUGAAAUCUGCAAGAGGGUGAGUGAUUCAGUGUCAAUUCAUGAAGUUGAUGCCCACAAUGUAGUACCGGUUUGGGUGGCAUCAGAGAAAUUGGAAUACAGUGCUAAGACAUUAAGGGGUAAGAUUAAUAAAUUGCUUCCUGAGUAUCUGAUUGAUUUUCCUAAAAUGGGACCUCCGAUUAAAAAGUGGGCUGCCACGAAUUGUUUUGUUGAUUGGGAGAACCUCAUUACAGAGGUUGUAAGGAAAGGAGCAGAAGUUCCUGAACUUGAAUGGUGUGAACCAGGUGAAAAUGCUGCAAUGGAAGUCUUGAUGGGAAGUAAAAGUGGGUUCUUGACAAAGAGAUUAAAGAACUACUCCACAGACAGGAAUAACCCAUUGAAACCUAAAGCGCUCUCUGGUCUCUCUCCAUAUUUGCAUUUUGGGCAGAUAUCAGCACAGCGGUGUGCCAUAGAGGCACGUAAUGUCAGGAAGCUUUGUCCUCAGGCAGUUGAUGCAUUCUUGGAGGAGUUGAUUGUGCGCAGAGAACUUGCUGAUAACUUCUGCUUCUACCAGCCUCAGUAUGAUUCUUUACAGGGAGCAUGGGAAUGGGCACGUAAAACAUUGUUGGUCCAUGCCCCUGAUAAACGAGAACACAUUUACACGAGGGAGCAAUUGGAGAAGGCGCAAACUGCUGAUCCUCUCUGGAAUGCUUCUCAGUUGGAGAUGGUUUAUGGUGGAAAGAUGCAUGGUUUUAUGCGGAUGUACUGGGCAAAAAAGAUUCUUGAAUGGACAAGUGGGCCUGAAGAUGCUCUUGCAAUAUCAAUAUAUCUAAAUGAUAAGUAUGAAAUAGAUGGAAGAGAUCCAAAUGGAUAUGUUGGUUGCAUGUGGUCGAUAUGUGGUGUGCAUGAUCAGGGUUGGCAAGAACGACCAGUUUUUGGGAAAAUACGAUACAUGAACUACGCUGGCUGUAAAAGGAAAUUUGAUGUUGAUGGAUACAUUGCUUAUGUUAAGAGGCUGGUUGGUGAAAUCAAGAAGCGGAAAGCAGAAACCCUACUCAAUGAGAAGAAAAAGGAACUUCGCAUUUAAUUAUUUUUGGCUCCAUCAUAUAUGAUAAAUGUGUCAAGUAGUUUACAAUUUGUAAGAGGAGUUGUUGAUCUUUAUUUUGGGCUGAAGACACGUGCCAUUUUAGUCUUUUUUGGCUGUGUAGAUUAUUUAUUUAUGUACUUGCUUAUGAAAUUCAGUUUCGUUCAUAGGGUUUACAAGAAUUUGAAAUGAAAUGUGAGAAUUGCAUAUCUAUUAA
Messenger RNA from Camellia sinensis, 1834 nucleotides. RefSeq names its product photolyase 1 (gene PHR1). NCBI's taxonomy places the organism in Eukaryota, Viridiplantae, Streptophyta, Magnoliopsida, Ericales, Theaceae. Gene Ontology annotation, biological process: photoreactive repair. Gene Ontology annotation, molecular function: deoxyribodipyrimidine photo-lyase activity. The record is from RefSeq and is a predicted model, not a curated record.